UUAUAGAGGGUCAGCUGUGCCUCUGUGCUGAACUGGGUCAGAAAGGACAUCUUUUGAGGGUUAGGUUUUUAAAUACCGUAUGUUCCGGACUAUAAAUCGCAGUUCUUUUCGAUUUAUACUCCGGAGCGGCUUAUAAUCCGGAAAAUACGGUACGUCAUUUUGUGAGCUCUUUAUAUUGUUUUUUAGUUCCCGGUUAACUUGACCCCGUCGCGCGCGCGCUUGAACCCACCGUGACGGCAGCAGCAGCAGCAGGGGGUGUCUGACUCUGAGUGCAGCCGUCCACUCACAGCGCCGCUCCGGCCCCUCCCGCGUCUCACCCUCCUCUGGUAAAACAUCCCGCUCUCGUCUCCAGGGCUGCUGUCCGACCACCGACACCCGCGGGACAGGAGUCAGUCCAGAGUUGGUCAGGCUAUGGACGGUCCGGGCAAAGCAGCGGCCGCGCACCCCGAGGGAGUGAAGGCGGACCCGAAGGCGGCUGGAGCAGCAGACCCCGCUGAGGGCUGCGGCUUCUGCCCGGGGAGAAUGCGGGACUGUGUCCCGCAAAAGUACCGAGACGAGCUGGCAGAGCUGUUCAAACUGACGGGACCGGUGCUCAUUUCCCAGCUGAUGGUCUUUCUGAUCAGUUUUGUCAGCAUGGUGUUUUGCGGCCACCUGGGAAAAACUGAGCUAGGCGGGGUUUCAUUGUCGAUUGCGGUGGUUAAUGUCACCGGUAUUUCCAUUGGCACCGGUUUGUCAUUAACCUGCGAUACGCUCAUAUCACAGACCUAUGGGAGCGGUAACCUGAAGCGUGUGGGCGUGAUUCUCCAGAGGGGGGUUCUGAUUCUGCUGCUGGCCUGUUUCCCCUGCUGGGCCGUCCUCAUCAACACCGAGCCCCUUCUGCUGGCUUUCAAGCAGAGUCCAGAAGUUGCCAGACUCUCCCAGAUCUAUGUGAACAUAUUCAUGCCUGCUUUACCAGCUGUCUUUAUGUACCAGCUGCAGGGAAGGUACCUCCAAAACCAGGGGAUUAUAUGGCCUCAAGUUAUAACUGGAGCCAUCGUAAAUGUCCUGAACGCAAUAAUCAACUAUGUGUUCCUGUAUAGUCUGGAGAUGGGUGUUGCUGGGUCUGCAGCAGCUAAUGCUAUCUCCCAGUAUGUGCUGGCUGUGGUCUUGUUUUCUUACAUCUGCCUGAAGGGUCUCCAUAAGGCUACAUGGGGAGGUUGGUCGCUGGACUGCCUCCAGGAGUGGAGACCGUUCAUCCAGCUGGCCAUCCCCAGCAUGCUGAUGCUCUGUCUGGAGUGGUGGAUCUUCGAAGUGGGAGGAUUCCUGGCCGGAGUGAUCAGUGAAGUGGAGCUGGCAGCACACUCCGUCAUGUACCAGCUGGCGGUUAUUGCUUACAUGUUUCCUUUUGGAUUCUCUACUGCUGCUAGUGUCCGUGUUGGAAAUGCUCUCGGUGCAGGGAACAUUGAACAGGCCAAGCUGUCCUGCAAAGUCCCCAUUGUCUGUGCAACCAUAGUUUCAUGUGUUGUCGGAGCAAUUGUUGGUGGCUGCAAAGACGUCAUUGGGUACAUUUUUACCUCAGAUAAAGAUACUUUGUUGAGAGUUUCUGACGUCAUGAUCAUCUUUUGCUUCACACAUCUGUGUGAUGCUGUCGCAGGUGUUACUGGAGGUAUCCUCAGAGGAGCUGGUAAACAGCUGAUUGGUGCUCUGUGUAACCUGGUGGGCUUCUACGUCAUCGGCUUCCCCAUUGGCAUUUCCCUGAUGUUUCCAGCCAAGUUGGGGAUUGUAGGGCUGUGGACGGGACUUACAAUUUGUGUGUUGAUGCAGUCCAUUUUCUUCGUCAUAUAUCUGUGCAAGCUUGACUGGGAGAAGGCUGUGAAAGAGGCUCUUGUGAGGGCAGGAGUGCAGAGCAACGAAGAAAAAGAUACGACCAAGAUGCAAAAUUUAGCCUGCAACCAGAGCCAGGUUGGUGUUGCAGCAUCUCGUGAUGGGGAGGACCAUGUGUACCAGGAGGCCCACCCUCCAGAGCAGAGUAAACCCACCACCGUAGUGGGGGAUGUCCUGUCGGGGACUCAGCUGGUUUUAUGGCGAGGGCUGGCGGUGCUGGUCAUGUUCGUCAUCCUGGCCGCGGGGAUUGUGGCCUCACACUUCCUCACUGAAAUGCUGAAGUGAUCCCUCCUAAUAGUGUCAAGUUAGCAGUCAAAUUCAUGACUGUCGGGGUCUGACGUGACAAAGUUUAGCCGAGUCUUAUUUUGGCUAAAAUGGCCUCACUUUCUCUGGUGAACAUCUCAGUCACAUGCUGAACAAAUGUAAGUGGGGUCCAACCAAACCAAACUCAUUUUAGAAACAUCAGACGAGUGUCUGCUGUUUUAUGAGCCUUAAAAUGUUUCAGUAAAAGCUGGUCUUUAACAUUAAUGAAUGAUAAGCCUCCAACAUGUACUUGAUUUUAUUGUGUAUUUUUAAUUUUAGAAAUUUGUUCUAAAAUUGUAUUUUAAAAAGUGGUAGGGAAUAUGAGAGCUUAAUGCUGCUGAGGUUUAUGAGGUUGAUGCCCUGGAUUGUGGCUUACUUAUUCUGGAACAUGUUAAAGAUCUGGUGGCCUGCUGACACAUUGCUGACUCACCAAAAUCACUUAAAAGCAAAAAAAAAAAAAAAAAUUCUUUAACAUGCACAAAUAGCAACACAACUAUGCAUUUAAAGAAUGCGAAAUAAUUUAGCAGACUUAAAGUCAAAUAGGGUGGUACAUCCUCACUGCGCAGUUGAAGCCAGGUUUAUGAGUAGCAGCUUUGAUAAGUUCUAAUUAUCACACACCACACAGGCUGACAGGCAUUUAUAGAGCCAGCAGUGUUUGACAGAAGAGCGCGUCGAUGUCAUGUUGAAGAGUCGAUGCAUAAAAUACAACCAGAGACGGGAGUAAAGUGUGUGACAUAAACAUGACUCGAUAUGCUGUAAACCUGACAUAAAGAGUGCCUUAGCUGACAAACAGUAUAGAUUUUAAAUGUAUACUGCGAUAAUUAGCUUGAUGCAAAUACUUCAUUUGCAAAAUGUUUGAGACAUUGUAUGAAAAAUAAUGAAAUGUCUUGAAGGAAUUCCAUCUCUUCAAGUGACUUCAAUGAUUUUUUUUUUAGUCAAACUUAGUUCUGGGUUCUGAAUUAGCCAUUCAAAAAUGUAAAUUAGUUGUAGAUACUAUAUGAACUUCCGCUGUCUAGUAGACACCUGAAUCUUCUUGACCAAAUCAAUCUGGUAUUUGGAAGUGAUCCUAAUUUUAUCCAUCUUGACAAUGUUCUUCAUCCCAUCCCAUUGAAAAUAAUGCCAAAGCCUGAUGCUGCCACCCCCAUGUUUCACUGUGGGUCUUGUGCUAAUUUCGUAUGAUGCAUAUUAUGAUUUGUGUCAUGAUACUUUUUAGAGUUAGGGCUCAAUAUGUUAACUUAUCAGUCAAGCCUAUAUGUUUUCUUUGGAGGAAAAUGUUUUAUUCUUAUUUCUUAGUCUAGACAUAUUAAGAAUACAUAUUGUUUUCACAUGUAGAACAAAGGAAGUAGUUACCAGAAACCUUAAGUUACAUUAGUGUUCCUCUGUUUGUUUGUUUUAUGUAUAUUUAUCUUGGAUAAUGACUGAGCUAAUUAUGAUGUUUUCUCUGUGCAAUUGCUAUGUUAUUAAUAUAAUGUGGAAUUAUUUUGUACCCUCCUCCUGACUGAUAUCUUUCUACAGUAGGUAAUCUUGUAUAACCUUCCUAGAAAUUAUGGCUUUAACUGAAGCAAAAAACUUUAUAGUGAAUUAUUUAAAUGCACUAUGACUGAUAUUAGGUGUGCACCCAAGAAAACUGAAUGCUGAAAUUCAAGUGAAGAUUUCUCAGCAAUGUGGAAACUUGUUCAUCAGUUAUUGCAAACAUUUUAUAUUAUUUUUACCAAAGGAAUUGUUUCUCUUUUUUUAGCUGAAGUGUACAAGAUAAAUGACACAUUAAAAGUGGAAAAAGUUUGAA
Molecule: messenger RNA, 3952 nt
Organism: Poeciliopsis prolifica (blackstripe livebearer)
Lineage: Eukaryota; Metazoa; Chordata; Actinopteri; Cyprinodontiformes; Poeciliidae
Product: multidrug and toxin extrusion protein 1-like
Exons: 16
Coding region: 412-2148 (578 amino acids)
Biological process (GO): xenobiotic detoxification by transmembrane export across the plasma membrane
Cellular component (GO): membrane
Molecular function (GO): xenobiotic transmembrane transporter activity; antiporter activity
Source: RefSeq, a predicted model, not a curated record